Messenger RNA from Penicillium maclennaniae, 1617 nucleotides. RefSeq names its product sugar porter family MFS transporter. Gene Ontology annotation, molecular function: carbohydrate:proton symporter activity. The record is from RefSeq and is a predicted model, not a curated record. NCBI's taxonomy places the organism in Eukaryota, Fungi, Ascomycota, Eurotiomycetes, Eurotiales, Aspergillaceae. Gene Ontology annotation, biological process: transmembrane transport; carbohydrate transport. The coding region runs from base 1 to 1617 and encodes 538 amino acids. Gene Ontology annotation, cellular component: membrane. The transcript is spliced from 2 exons.
AUGCCCGGUAGUGUUAGCCCUGUCCGCGGGGGCAGCAUCGACGCUACUCGCGUCGAGGCCCCCGUCACCUUCAAGACUUACUUGAUGUGUGCCUUUGCUGCCUUUGGUGGUAUUUUCUUCGGUUAUGACUCUGGUUACAUCUCGGGUGUCCUUGGUAUGGACUUCUUCAUCUCGACUUUCGAGCACAUGCCCUUGAGCGAAGCUACUACCAACCCCGACGCCUUUGUGAUUCCCUCGUGGAAGAAGUCCCUCAUUGUCUCUAUUCUCUCCGCUGGAACCUUCUUUGGUGCUUUGAUCGCUGGUGACCUCGCUGAUUGGUUUGGUCGUCGUACUACUGUCAUUGCUGGCUGCUUCGUCUUCAUCGUUGGUGUCGUUCUCCAGACUGCUUCCAGCAGCCUCGGUCUCCUCGUUGCUGGUCGUCUCAUUGCUGGAUUCGGUGUCGGCUUCGUCUCAGCCGUCAUCAUCCUGUACAUGUCUGAGAUCGCCCCCCGCAAGGUGCGCGGUGCGAUUGUCUCCGGUUACCAGUUCUGCAUCACCAUCGGUCUCAUGCUGGCGUCUUGCGUCGACUACGCUACCGAGAACCGCACCGACUCCGGCUCCUACCGUAUCCCCGUCGGUCUCCAGUUGCUCUGGGCUCUGAUCCUCGGCACUGGUCUGUUCAUGCUCCCCGAGUCUCCUCGUCACUUCAUCCGCAAGGGCCAGAAGGACAAGGCUCGUGCUGCCCUCGCCCGCAUCCGUGACCAGCCCGAGGACUCCGACUUCAUCGAGCAGGAGCUGAACGAGAUCGAUGCCAACUUCCAAUACGAGCAGACCCUGAUCCCCCAGACCGGCUACUUUGAGUCCUGGUUCAACUGCUUCCGCGGCAGCCUCUUCCACCCCAAUUCGAACCUCCGCCGCACUGUCCUCGGUACCUCCCUUCAGAUGAUGCAGCAGUGGACCGGUGUCAACUUCGUCUUCUACUUCGGUACCACCUUCUUCAAGCAGCUUGGCACCAUCCAGAACCCCUUCCUGCUCACCAUGAUCACCACCAUCGUCAACGUCUGCUCCACCCCGAUCUCUUUCUACACCAUUGAGAAGGUCGGCCGUCGCCCUCUCCUCUUGUGGGGUGCUCUCGGCAUGGUUGUCUGCCAGUUCAUUGUGGCCAUCAUCGGUGUCACCGACGGUCAGAACCCUCAGGCGGUCUCCGCCAUGAUUGCCUUCAUCUGUAUCUACAUCUUCUUCUUCGCCUCCACCUGGGGUCCCGGUGCCUGGGUCGUCAUUGGUGAGAUCUACCCUCUUCCCAUCCGUUCCCGCGGUGUCGCUCUCUCCACCGCCUCCAACUGGCUCUGGAACUGCAUCAUCGCCGUCAUCACCCCCUACAUGGUCGACUCCGACCAGGGCAACCUCGGCGCCAAGGUCUUCUUCCUCUGGGGCUCCCUCUGCACCUGCGCCUUUGUCUACACCUACUUCCUCAUUCCCGAGACCAAGGGUCUUACUCUGGAGCAGGUCGACAAGAUGAUGGAGGAGACCACCCCCCGCACUUCUGCUGGCUGGGUCCCUCACUCCACCUUCGCUGGCGAGAUGGGCUUCACUGAGAAGGCUGCUGUUGGCCCCGUCGUUACCCACGCCGAGGUCUAA